GGGCGGGGUCUCGGAUGCGUCGAGAAAAUGUCAACAACAUGCCGGCGGAGUCUUCUAGAGAAACAGAAACCGAUGAGAAAGUAUUGGACAGACAACAAAGAAACAAUGGAAACCAGUCAUUUCAUAACAUCCUGGCUGCAAUAUCACAGUUCGUAGAUGAUAAUCUGUCACUUGUACGGAACUUGAGCACUGGCUUGGCUGUUGCUGGAGUGAUUGUAACAGCAAGGAGCAUCAGAUUGAUCACAAAAUUUCGAAGAGCGAGUGAGAUCCCUUCUCGGUUCAUAGAGAGGAACGUCAGCCUUCGUGGGAAAGUUCAUUCCAUCACAGAGAAAGGAAUUGAAGUAGAGCAUGUGCCAAUUUUCCUGCCAGUCCUCUCACCGAUACUGUCAAAGCACAAGGAUGUGUCCAUUUCGCCAAUGCUGGUGCAUCUUGCGGGAGUGGAGUUGACACCAGAGGGAAAGAUGUGGCUCCAGAACAACGUGACUCCUCCCCAAACAGUGUGGCUAAAACUUAUCAGUCGAGAGGACGACAGCUUGUACUGUUUGGUAUCCAAAUCCAGGCAGAGGUCACUGUGGAGCUGCUGCGUGAACGAGGAGGUCCUCAGGCUGGGCUUGGCUCGGACUGCACCCAUUGCAGGGGUCCGGACCGACUCUCGCCUCUACUGGCGCCUACACAAACGACUCCACAGGGCAGAGGUGAAAGCUGAGAAGAAGGGCCGGGGUCUUUGGAAGGAGGAGAGCCUGUGGGAGAGGGCUUCCAAGGCUGCCGGGAACAAUGCUGUAGUCAGAAUGAUGAGGAGGAUCUUUAAAAGUACUUGAUGCUCUAAAAGCAACUCAUUAAUCCAAGUCAGACAGUUUGUUGGUUGCAAGUUCUGAAGAUUAUUGUCAUUUAAGAUCACACAUUUCUUUUAUUAAUGGACUUUGUGUACCUGUAAUGACUUAACACAUCUGAAGUACGCUGGUAUUUAAAAGAUCUUGCAAAAACCAGUAGACAUUGUCUUUUUGUCCAGUGGGGUGGGGUGUGGGGCGUCCUGGAGGAACAAGAAAUAUUUUCCACUAAAUCCCAUUUAAAGCUUAUUUAUAUCUCUGUUUCUGUCUUUAUACGCUUUAAAUGAUUAAAAAAUGUUAAAUUAAAUGCUCUGUCUUGAA
Cololabis saira (Pacific saury) is the source of this 1148-nucleotide messenger RNA. It is a transcript of the gene miso1, whose product is annotated as c18h3orf33 homolog (H. sapiens). Lineage: Eukaryota; Metazoa; Chordata; Actinopteri; Beloniformes; Belonidae. The record is from RefSeq and is a predicted model, not a curated record. Bases 15 to 818 code for a protein of 267 amino acids. The transcript is spliced from 5 exons.